Odobenus rosmarus divergens (Pacific walrus) is the source of this 807-nucleotide messenger RNA. RefSeq lists its product as uncharacterized. The coding region runs from base 1 to 807 and encodes 268 amino acids. Gene Ontology annotation, biological process: negative regulation of gene expression, epigenetic. Lineage: Eukaryota; Metazoa; Chordata; Mammalia; Carnivora; Odobenidae. Gene Ontology annotation, cellular component: nucleoplasm. The record is from RefSeq and is a predicted model, not a curated record. The transcript has 6 exons.
AUGCAUCAGAGAAAGGGUAAGACCAAGGGCACUCUGCUUGUUCGACCAGCCCUCAAACCAGAUUGCAGCUCCCACGAACCCUCUACCGGGUUCUGUGGCUGGGGUUCUGGGGUCUGCGGCUGCCCUCCGCCGGCUCGCGGUUGGCGGUCCUCGUUGACUUUUAAAAGGUGCCGCCCCGCGCAACCCUGGCCACCGCACUGGCCUUCGCUGGCGGGAGGGGGCCGACGGGCCGGCUGGGCAGAGGUGCAGCCCCCUCCCCCAUGCACCAUGAGCAUUUAUGACAUUAACAGAGAACAGGACUAUGUCAAGAAUUCUGGGGGUAUACUUGGUGAAAAUGAAUUAAGACCACCCUCCCAGCUACAUUUUCUUUUAGAGAAGACCGAGCCAGGGUUCCUAUCACAAAAGAUUUUUGAGACAGUGUCCUUGAGUUCAGACUCUCUCUUCCAGAGGGCAGUUUCAAUUCUUCAUACUUCUUACUUGGACUCUGCAUCUGAGCAUGGUUUUCAGUACAGUCAAGUGACUUUGGUGAAAAAUGACAUUUUCUUAAAUGAGUACAGAACUUUUUACCAAGAAAAAAAAUCAAGUAAUUAUACUCAGGAAGAACUUCAAGAGACUUACGGGUUUCUUCUGUUUGAAACUGAAAAUCAGGCAAAGUUAGUGUGUCAGCGCGGGCUCUGUGUGGGCAGCAGUGCUAGAACCACUCUCGGUGACCCAGCAAAAGGUAUAGACACAGCAGUGGAAUUGCCGGGUUAUGUGGUCACUCUGUGUAACACAAAAUGCUUUAAAACUUACAUUCACAUCUUCUAA